AUGGUUAACCCUCGGUCGAAGCAUGCUACAAGACACAAAUUCCUACUCAAACGACUGGUCAAGACCCUCCGCUCGGCGUGGGGCAUGAUCAUCGAGAUGGAGCCGACUGCACACCUCGGCUCCGGCGCUGGCGACUCGGACGGCCACGAUUCGGGUCUCGAAGACGGUUCAAGCGAGGAGGAGCAGCCCCUGAGCAAGCGGCAACGGAAGCAAGUGGAGCGCUUCCCCGCGGGGCCUGCUGCGGGAAAGAAGCCGGCCGGACGGGACAGCAAGAAGCCAGCAGCCGCGUCAAAGCCUAAGGGCAAGAAGAGCAAGGGCAAGGCGGACGAGGCGGUGCAGCCUCAGAUCAACCUGCGGACCGGCAAGCCAUACGUGCGGGGGGGCCCCUACACCAAGAAGUCGGACACGAUCCACGGGCUCAAGGCUGGGGCCAGGAAAUCGAACCCGAAGGAGAAGACGACGGCGCAGGCCGCCAACGUGACAGUGGAGGAGCUUGCUACGGAGAGGGCCGAUGCAAUGCUGGUCGAAAUGCAAAAGGAAAAACUCCAGAAGCAGCUGGCGGACGCCAAGGCGGCGCUCACAAAGCUCAAGAGCGAACAGGAGGAGGCCGAGAGGGAGUACCAGUCCAGGAUGUUGCAGGCCGCGAAGGAGACCGCCGAGCAGCUCCGGGCCGAGUUCCAGCGCGGACUCGAGAUGGGCGCAAGGCUCGUUUCGGGCGGGGAACUGGACAGAAAGAGAAGCGGCGAGGACUUGCCCGCCGAGCAGAACAACACCGCGCCCCUCCCUCGCUCGCCCCACCGCUCUCCGCGCGCCGCGAAUGGCGCAGCAGCGCUAUUCGCGGCGACGACUCGGCGCUUGUCCGGCGCCGUGACCUUGCAGCGGCGCCAGUUCGACCGUGCCACGCCACUGUCGGACCGUGGCGACUUCGGCGCGGCUUUUUGGGCUCAGGCCGGGGACACCAGCUUGUUGAACAUGCGGGUGAAUCCUUUGAUUUUUUAA
Messenger RNA from Emiliania huxleyi CCMP1516, 999 nucleotides. RefSeq lists its product as hypothetical. The transcript is spliced from 5 exons. NCBI's taxonomy places the organism in Eukaryota, Haptophyta, Isochrysidales, Noelaerhabdaceae. The record is from RefSeq and is a predicted model, not a curated record. Bases 1 to 999 code for a protein of 332 amino acids.